GGGUCCUAAGGACAUGUCGUGGUAGGCCUAUAGGAAUGCCGGGACGGUCGGUCCCUGCUCAAGAGCGGUUGGUGUUGGCUCAGCCGAGGGAGCCGCUUGGGCACGAAGAAGCCGGGCUGGUUCUGAGAGGCUAUUGCAGCAGCCGAUGUGUGUCGGUGAGCGGGCGGGUUGCGAAGGCGACGGAGCAGCACAACCAUACCUCGUUGGAGCUCCGCGCAGACUUCUGGGAUCGGCUGUGGAUCCCCGUCCCCGCCGCGCGGAGCACGCCAGGGUGCGGCGCUGGGGGCGCCGCCAGAGGGGGCCCAGCGCCGAUCCAAACCGCGCGGAGUCCCAAAGGCUGAUGUUUGCGCCUCUGCUAUAAUUGACCUAAGCGUGGUAGUUGCAUUUUUUGUUGGCACAGGUGGGGGGACAGGUGCAUCAGGGGGCGUGUUUGCUCCGGAGCCAGAGCGGACAGGUGGGUCCUCUCGCCAGCAGGGACGUCGGGAUGACGUGCGAUGCGACGCAGAAGACGAGAGGCGCCCACCUGCCUGCCUGAGAGCGUUUUCAAUGCUUUUGCUAGCAGCGGUGCAGAAGUGCCCCCUCGCACUUGCUGUCCUUCCCUUAGGGCCCGAUCUGUUUUAAUUGGCGCACGAGAAGGACAGGCGUAGGAGGGCGUGUUAGCACCGGGGCCAGAGCGGACGGGUGGGUCCUCCCGCAGGCAGGGGGUGUUGGGAUGACGACGCAGUCAGCGACACGCGGAAGACGGGAGGCACCCACCUGCCCGCCUGAGAGCGUUUUCAAUGCUUUUGCCAGCGCCGGCGCAUAAGUGCCCCCAGGCGUCUGUUCUCGCAUGUGCUACCCUUCCCUCGCGGUCCGAUUUCGCGCCGCUGCCAUCCGCCUCUUUCCCUCCCAGAGUUGCUGCAUUUGUCUGCAACCGCGGGUAACGCCUGACGCUCGGAUCGACGUGUGAGUCGGGCACAGGGUGGUGUGUUCGUCUUCCUGUGUUAGUUGGCAACAGAGCUGCUGGAGCUUCUAACCCGAACCCGAAGGGUAUCGUGUGGACACGUUGACGUACAAGUCACCAUACGUACGACGUACGGACAUUCCGCGCAAUCGCACCGGAUCAAAUUGGCCAAUUUCUUGGUUGUUGCAGGCGCACGUGUUUUUCAAACGAUUUGGACGUAAGCGCCAGGAAGCUCAUUGUUGCAUGAUGAGCCGCAUUUGAUGCAGUAUGUGCGAUCGGGCAGUCGGCAGUCGGCGGCUUGCAGUGGUGAUGCGAAGCUUGAGGCUUUGCCGACCUCAUCAAGCAUUUGUCGAGUGUGACUUCCAGGCCACCUCCACCGAUGGCCUGUCGUGGUUGGUUUUUGUUGGUGGUCUGUGGCGGUUUGGCGAUGCAGGGGCUGACGCCCUCCAACCGCAGCACGUGCAAGUGUUCGACCGAAAAACAAACAACACGUGGGGUGGUGUCUCUUGCUUUCUGGCCCGAGUGUUCGUCGCAGGUGCGGGAGCGACCAGAAUUCGACAAGCUCUGAGCUGCCCGUUUGAACCGGCAGGCGGCAUCCCCUGCGCCGACAGGGCCCCCGGGGGGGGGGGGAGCGAGCGGCCUGCCCUCGGCGAGGUGCGCGGGGGCGGCUCUGCGCGCGAGGAAAGACUUGUUCAGCUGUGGGGGACCUCGAUUGGGACACCCGCGUGUAUUACCCACGAGGGCAAAGAAUACCUCUUGCACAGCGCGCGAGCAAUGUACAAAGUACAUUCUCAGUAUCGUCUAGGUGAGCGGUGAGCUCUUCUGAUUGAUCGAUCGCAGGCAACGUGGGUUGCCUUCAGCUCCUCUGGAAGGUCCUGCCUUUUCCAAGCAUCCAGUACUGGAAGGACGCAGCUGGCGUUUUCAAAUGAUGCGUUGGCAGGAUCUUCGCAGUAGCACUUGCAAGACGUAGGCGCUGUGUGUAUAGCAAGACAUCAGCCAAGUGCAACGCGACCCCGUGCGCCAGCUGACGCCCCGCUUCGGGGGCUCCUCAAGCUGGUCUGAGGAUGAUGUAGCUGGCGCGGGCAUCGCGUCGGCCGACCCUUUCUCAACGCCCUCCUCAUCCUACUGGUCCUUGCAGCGAUAGUAGACAGUGGAUUCGCGCAUGGCCAGCACUUGCUCAAGCAAGCUGCAUACAUCGGUGACCAAGGUCUACACGACAUUCAACUCGAUUUGGCCCUAACUGAUUCCCCCGGCCCUGAAGUCCCGUACGCUAGUGGACACUCGGUCGCGAAAGGCCC
Molecule: messenger RNA, 2241 nt
Organism: Prorocentrum cordatum
Lineage: Eukaryota; Dinophyceae; Prorocentrales; Prorocentraceae
Source: the annotation of a GenBank genome assembly